Molecule: messenger RNA, 2481 nt
Organism: Nicotiana tabacum (common tobacco)
Lineage: Eukaryota; Viridiplantae; Streptophyta; Magnoliopsida; Solanales; Solanaceae
Source: RefSeq, a predicted model, not a curated record
AUGGCUUUCGAGGAAGAAAAGGGCUUCGGGUUUGGAAGCAGAAGUGAUUUCACAGAAUGUGUUGACGAGUGCUUUUUUUAUGGAUCGGCGNUUGAUUUACCUCAUUUCCAGUUGGCUUUGAACCAGCAAUCUCGUUCUUUCAAGCCUCAUUCAACUUCUUCUGAUUUCCUUCAACAACACCAACAACCUUCUUUCCUCAAAGGACUUGAAGCACCUAGAAACAGCUUGGAUUUAGAAGAGCUUGUUGUGGAACGGAAAUCUCUGUCAAGUUCAUUGUCUUCUUCAACCAUGAAAAUAGACGACCAAAAUUUGAAUAUCCCGGUGGGAAUUCAAAUCAGAACAAGCUGUGAUUCCAGAUCAUCAAGAGUGUCAACGUCAACCUCAAGAACAAGGACAGAUGAUAUUUCAUCAGAAUGUAGCAGCACUUCCCCAGCGGGGACCAAGACCCCAACUCUAGUAGCUAGACUUAUGGGCCUUGAUCUUCUCCCUGAAAAUAACUCCCCUCGUAUUUCACUUUCCACUUGCAAUAAUCCUUCACCAAAGUUCAAGAACGUGGUUAAUAAUCAGAGCUACGGCGGCCAGUCAAACAGCAAAAACAAAAGAUUGAGCAACUUUGAAAAUAGUGAUAAUGGUACUCUGUCACUUCCAGAGACGCCAAGAAUAUCUUCAGCUAGCAGGAGGUCAGAUGUGGAUCAUUAUCAUCACAGGUUAUCACUUCAAAUCAACAAAGAGAAUAACAUGGGUGACGUAUUUGAACAUUCGGCUUAUUCUACUGCUAGCAGAAAUAUGGCCAGGAAUAGGAGGAUGAGCAGCUAUGAAAAUAAUGAAAAUUACAACAGAAGUCCAGGGUAUUAUGCUAGAUAGAUUGUGAAGCAAGUAAAAGAAAGUGUAAGCAGGAAAGUUGGUCAUGAUAUUACUAACACAAGUUUCAGAAGGAAAGAUGACCAAUUAGCCACUGCUAAAUAUGCUGAUCAAGUUGUCUUGCUUAAACCAAAGAAACAAACAUCUAAGGUUUUGGCCAAAUUACAUGGAGAUGAUCAUGAUUUUAGCCCAAGCAAGCAAACAACUCCUUCUUGCUCACCUAGGUUCAGAUUCUUGGAGGCCAAGAGUACUAAACCAGUCAACUCAUCCACGGCAAAAAGUCAAACUUCUCAUUCUCCUAGAUUUUCACCAUUAUCUCCACUUCCUGAGAACCCCACCACAUUACCAGCUAAAACAGUCACAAAACCCAAGCCACAAAGUUCACAACAAGAGCAAGUGAAACAGAACCACCAUUUACAGCAGAAUGCUAUUCAAAAGGGAAAAGGUGACAAAUGCAGUCGUGCACUUCCUAAGAAGCCACCGCAAGCUUGUGAUGCCAUUCGGAGCAAGAAAGAAGAGCCAUUUGUUCGUUCAGCAGCAGCAGCAACAAAUAAAGACAAGAAGUGCAAGAAAACUCCAUUGUCAAAUCAACUUGUUAACAACAGCGUUCCCACCAUUUUGCCCUUUAAGAAAGACCCUUCUCCUCCACCCACCAAAUUACUCAUUAAGCAGUCACAGCAGCAGGAAUCAGAUAUUCAUCCAUCGAAAAGGAACACACAGUUAUCUAGUAGUUCGAGCCAUUCGUACAAGCAUUAUAACCUCACCGCGAAAUUCCAAGAAAUGAACCGCGACACAUGUAACGGUGCUACCAUUUCCGGUGAUGGAGCCGAAUUUCAGUACAUUCAGAGAAUACUAAAACGUACGGGUAUCGACAAAAGUACUCCCCUGUCGUUAGCCAAAUGGUACUCUGAUUCUCACCCUCUUGACCCCUCCAUUUUUCACCACUUCGAACUUUUUCACCUCCCCAUUUUCACUACCCCGAAUUCUACUUUAACCUUGAGGUGUAACAGAAAGUUAAUUUUCCAACUAGUGGACGAGCUCCUAGUUGAAAUCUUGAAACCAUAUUUUAGUUUCAAGUCAAGGCAACGUUGUCAAAUGAAUGGAAAGGAAUUGAUUGACACUCUGUGCAUGAGAAUACGAAGCUUCCCUUCAGCUAAUUGUCAAGUUCUUGAAGAUAUUGAUUGACAAAGAUUUGCAAAAAACAGAGCUUGGAAUAUCAAGUGAUCCAUUUCAAGAACAAGUGGAAAGCAUAGUAAGUGAAAUUGAACGUGACAUUAUAGAAGAACUAAUGCAUGAAACGGCGUACAAAGUAACGGUGUGAGGAGAAAAAAGGAGAAAAGGGGUAAAGAGAACAAGGUCUGACGAAGGUCACAUGGGAGAUACACGUGACGAGAUGCCAUUCGUUUAAGGUUAUGGGACCAAUUAACUUUCUCAAAGGUUGGACUGCUUGUACCUUGGAAAGGGCAAACAAAACUGGGUGUUAGAGGGGUACACAUGGGGUCGUAAAAGUGAUACGUAUACUAGUUGCUUUUUUUUACUGUAUGUAAUUAAUUACUACUAGUAUAUCUGAAUAAACAAUUCAUAUUAAUUAAGUUUGCUUUCUUUUAAUCUUUUUGGGGU